AUGGUACUACAGUAUGAUGAGAGCGUUCGCAACCUGCUGUAUCGGAGAUCAUGCCAAUACACGCAGGGUGAGCGCUCUGGAGGCCACGUCGAGGAGGCCGCCGACCUCGUCGAGAAGGUGAAGAGCUUCACCAAGCGUUAUCCGAAUAGUCGGACAGCUUAUGCUUGCAGAGCUGAGGGGGGAUGCACUCCCGACGCUAUCGCUGAAGCCAUCCGCUCGACAUGUCGGCAGGCGAGACGCGACCUGUUUGAAGACUCUCUGAGCGAAUGGAGCUCAGAGUCGAGAGCAUGGUUUAUUCAACAGAUGGAGGAGGCCAAGAAGCAGAAUGUCGAGACAUACAUCGGCACCGAAGGCACCGAGGGGACGUCCUUCAUCUCCAUGACUCUCCUAGGGAUUUCCUCGAUGUUUGUUCGACAAGAAGAAAAGUUGAAAACGAAGCUUAUGGAGCUGGAUCUCAUGGUAGACUCAGUCGAUGGAGUCGACAAGGCCAUCAUGUGGAAAGCACCUUACAGACCUGAGAUAGCACGAGCAGACGACAUCUCAGUCACCGUCUCCUUCCUUCGGAAUGAAGCAGCCAUGGAGCUAUGGGAAGGCAGGAGAGAAUACACCAUAGACGGCAGAUCGUUUCGAGCCACAGAGGUCAGCAUUGCACACGACCGGUCCUUCAAGCUUCGAGCCAAGCGAGGACCUUGGGGCAAGGGAGGGAGCCUUGCCGAGCUAUCGCAGCUCCUAGCUCUCGGAGGAAUGUCGACGGCCGAGAUCGCUCAGAUUUAUCGAUUUCAGCUGCUCUCGCAAUCUCUUGCAGCCGCAGAGGUACAACCGCUUGCCGGCAUGCUCGUCCAGGGUCCUGGGCAGAGAGGUCGCAAGGGGCCGAGCCCGAAGACGUAUGUCGCUAGCAAAAAGAGCUGGAGUGGAGAGAGCGAGGCGAUGGAGGGGGUGCAUCUCACUCUCAUCAGCGACGACGCCAAGCUCAGAGAGACGUUUGCAGUCGAGCUCACAGCCGACACCUUCGUGCCGAGGGGAAAGAUUGCCAAGCAGAGGAAGCUACUUCGCGAGAGAGAUCAUGCGGGGCGCAGCAGCUUUAGAGUACAGAUCAAGUCGAGGUCAAGCAUGAGCACAGGCCGCUUCUCGAGGAAGGAGAUGGAAGCGCUGUGCGGAGGAGGUAACACAUCGAUCACGAGAGUCAAGCGAGCCAUGUUGGAGUUAGCAAGAAGAACGAACCUCAAGCUGGUCAGCGUCGAGGUCGAGGAGGAUCGUGACACGCUCAGCUGGGAUGGGAGCCUGAUAGCUCUCUCCCUGGCGACCAAGGCAGAGGCUCGACGCCUGAUGGACGACAUGCCCUUCUACUUGGAAGGGAUCCUGGAAGUCAAGCUGGAAGCGGUGGGUUUUAAGCUCAGCUCUCAGCAUGAGGAGGAGAGGAGCCCGAGCAGCGAGGAGCAAGUCCAAGAGCCCCAAGGGCAGCAGCAAGGCGCUGGAUGGCUGGAGCUCAGCGACAUCGACAGGAUCACCAUGGAAGCAGCGUCGCCGUCAGGGCCAGUCGAUCAACAGGUCUUGCUCGACCUCUCGACGAUGCUCUUGGAGACAUCAGAGGAGGAGCUGCUAGCUGGCAAGCCGAUCUCCCUGGAGCUAGACAAGAGUGUUGGCAAGCUGCAUGACACCUUCUGCUCGCCGGGCAACGUGGAGUUCAUGACGCUCGGAGCUUGGGCAGCCACGCCGACGCUGGGAUCGAAGCGAAACAUGUUGAAAGAAAAGCUCAGAGCGUACCUCGGCGAGCAGCGCUGGACACGGGUGCAAGGGAAUAAGGCAGCGAGGAGGGGCAGCGCCUUCUCUCCAAGGGCAGCAGCGACUGAUGCGCUCGAGCAGGAGGCUGAGAGCGAUGACAUCGAGAGUCGAUCUGUAAGCCUCUUGUUUCUUGCGAUCAGUAAAUUUGCUGAGCACCAUGGGUUGAGCUGCACGGGCAAGGUCGACAAGCAAGACCGACUGCGGCUGAUGAUGAGGGAGGAAGUCGACAUGGAAGCUGAGGAGGGCGAGGGCGUGGAGGAGGAGGCCGGUGCAGGCCUCUCGCGCGCUUGA
Guillardia theta CCMP2712 is the source of this 2073-nucleotide messenger RNA. RefSeq lists its product as hypothetical. NCBI's taxonomy places the organism in Eukaryota, Cryptophyceae, Pyrenomonadales, Geminigeraceae. The transcript has 2 exons. The coding region runs from base 1 to 2073 and encodes 690 amino acids. The record is from RefSeq and is a predicted model, not a curated record.